UAAAAUUUCACCAUCUGUUGAGAUGUAGGUGAAACUAAAGAUCGAAAUGCCAAUAGGACUCUGCAACACUCGACAAUAACGAGAAUCUUAUUAACUCGCUAUUCGCUAUGGCUCAAAAAUCAGGUCUGAUGCCCAACUUGACUCCUGCAUACAGCAAUACAGAUUCCAAGAAGAGGUACCAAUGGAAAAAAUAUAACAAAUACUUUGAUGAAACAACAAUGCCAUUCAAACUGUAGGGAGAAAAUUAAUUGUUAGUCUUAAUUUUAUUAAAUAUAUUUACAUCAAUCA
This is a messenger RNA of Acanthoscelides obtectus, 288 nucleotides long. NCBI's taxonomy places the organism in Eukaryota, Metazoa, Arthropoda, Insecta, Coleoptera, Chrysomelidae. The record is from the annotation of a GenBank genome assembly.